This is a messenger RNA of Anisakis simplex (herring worm), 414 nucleotides long. The record is from the annotation of a GenBank genome assembly. Lineage: Eukaryota; Metazoa; Nematoda; Chromadorea; Rhabditida; Anisakidae.
AUGGUUUGUGGACGUGUUCGUACGAAAACCGUAAAGAAGGCAUCACGAGUUAUCAUCGAGAAGUACUACACAAAACUCACUCAUGACUUCCACACGAACAAGAGGAUUUGUGAGGAAAUUGCUGUUAUUCCAAGCAAGAAAAUGCGAAACCGCAUCGCUGGAUUCAUAACGCAUUUGAUGAAACGAAUUGAACAUGGCGCAGUGCGCGGUAUUUCAAUCAAGUUGCAAGAGGAGGAACGUGAACGUCGUGAUAACUACAUGCCUGAGAUCUCUGUGGUCGACCCACGAGAGCUAACGCAGAUCGAUGUUGAUCCUGAAACGAAACAGAUGGUUGAUGCGAUGGUUUGUUAUUCCUUUAUUAUUCCUUUAUUUGAGUCACAUUUGCUGCAGUUUACUCGGUGUGCACAACUAUGA